CCCGCCCGGGAGGAUCCCCAGUGUGAGCGGCCUCGGACCCGGGGCCGGGGGUGGCCCAGGGGCGGCCAAGGGGCAGCCGCCAAGCUGCAGAGGCAGCCUGAGCCCGGAGCGGGGGUCCAACCGCAAGUCAGUCUUGGACCUGGGUCGGAGGAGAGGAAAUGACCUUUGGCUUUAAAAGGAAGACUCCAUUUUUCAUGAUAAAAUGGCAGUGGUGAAAAGCCCCAGCAGAGAACUAAAGAAUGCUGAAGAACCCUUUAAUAAUGUGUCACCCCUCCUUUUGAAGAGCCUGGUGCAGGAGCCUGAGAAAAGGACAGAAGUACCCAAUCACCUCCUAGAAUCCAAAGUUUAUGCAAAACUACUGAAUAAUAAGGUCAUACAGGCAAGACCUGGCAUAUUACAUUUUGGAGGCUAUCAAGUAGAAAAACACCACAAACAGACUCUGCAUCUGGUCAAUGUUUCCGAUGAAGAUACACAUGUUCAUGUUUUACCCCCACAAACCAAAUACUUUCAGAUCAAUUAUGUGAAAAAGGAGCACCGCCUCGUCCCUGGCUUAUCUCUGAAGAUCACCAUUACAUUUUCUCCAGAUGAGUGGCGAUACUAUUAUGACUGCAUCCGUAUUCACUGUAAGGGAGAUGACACUUUGCUUAUUCCUAUCCAUGCCUAUCCUGUUAUGAACACACUGGACUUUCCCUCAUUUAUAAAUCUAUCAAAUGUCCUACUUGGUGAAAGCAAGAGUUAUGUUAUUCCUUUGCAGUGCAGCUGCCCCGUAGAUUUCGAGUUCCACAUCACUUUGAUUCAGUCUCAUCAAGCCUUUACCAUUGAGCCAACAUCAGGAAUAAUUCCGGCUAACGGGAAGAUGAAAGUGACUGUUAAGUUUACACCCUUUCAGUAUGGGACUGCACAAAUAAAAAUGCGGUUAUGGAUUUCACAGUUCAACUCUCAACCAUACGAAUGUGUCUUCACCGGAACGUGCUAUCCCAACAUGGCCUUACCAUCAGAAGAGUUUGAAAGGUUAAAUACUCUUUCUAAGAGAAUGAAUGCUCCUCCAGGAAAAGCAAUGACACGCAUACAUUUUCACCGACCACCAGCGAAGAUAAAACCCCCAAAGAUGAAGGAAAUUGAGUACCAGAAUUUGAGAUUUCCAGUAGAUUUAUCAAAUCCAUUUGCUGUGGCAACUGUUUUAAACCAAGAAGCAGGAAAAUUGAAGAUUAAAGAAUUAAGAGAAGUUUUGGAUCAAGGCACUGAAAUUUCAAAAACAAGACAGAUGAAGGAAGCGCUCUUUGACCAUAAAGUCAGACAGGAUGUUUAUGAAGAGCUUGAAAAUCAUCUUAAGUGGCAGGUGCACCUUGGUAAAGAUCCCAUAUCUUAUAAAUAUAGAAAAGAACUUGCUGAGGAGCGGCAAAAAGCAGGCACCAAAUAUAAGUUAGAUAGAGGAGACCCUAUUUUGGAUGAGGAAUUUCAGCGACUCAAGACAGAAGUUAGCAACAAACGGGUCAUUCGGGAUCUAGCAGAGGAAAUCGAGGAAUUUCAUCCUAAUUUUGACCCACUCAUGAAUAAUAAUUGGGUCAGCAGGUUCCGGGCACAAAGACGGUUUCAACAAGCAGCACGCAAGAUCAUAGUUCAUCGACGAUUACUCAAAAUGCUGACUGCUAUUCAUAAAAUGGACAGAAACAUUGUAAUGAAAAAGAUCAGUCAAGUAAAACAAUUCUCAGAACAAGAGAAGAGUUCCUCUAAACUCCCCCUACAGGAGGCCAGUCAGGAUGACUGUUGCAACCGGUUCUCCGUGUCACCCAAGAAUGUGCUGCCAUUUGCUUUCCCAUCCCACAGUUCUCCUCAGGGUGCCAAUGACUUGGCUCCUGACAGCCUUGGACCAGUCCCCAUCAAAUCUUUAGAUGUUCAAAUCAAGCAGUCCUAUUCUUUCUUCAAUUUGCAGGUUCCUCAACAAUAUAUAAUUAAGAGGUAUCAGCCAUUCUCUGCCCACAGAUGUUCAAAAAGUUACAUACCUCAAAAGCUUGCUCGAGCCCUAAGGCAAGGAGCUGAGGAUGAAGUCACCACCAUUAUAGCCCUUCCAAAACAGGACUCCACACCUCAGCAAUAUGACAAGACAUCAAUCUUAAACAUGAAACCGCCCGAGGCGCUAGCCGUGUCUCCAGAUUAUGAUCCGCUUUAUGUUUUUAAUCCCAGCCCAGGAUUAUUUGCUGUAAUGCACCCUCUGACCUACGUGGAAACUUUGAUAGAUUACCAUCUCUGCUCUCACCCCAAGUACAAGUUCACCAAAGAGUUCCACAGUGGGUCCAGCAUUCCUCUCACCCAAAAGCAGUUUCUGCAUCACACGGACAUUGUUCCCGGAGUUAUGCGCUGGAAGAAGUUCCACUCCCUGGUGUUCUCCUCCCUGCCCGACACCGCCAAGAUAGAGAGCGCACAGAGCUGUGACCCCCUCAAUUUGGUCAUGCUUCCCACAGACGUCCCCGCCAUUCUUGCCGCCUUACCAGAAGAAGACAGACUAGAAACCGUUGAACGUGAGCUCUCUGAAAAGACGAUAGAAGUUACGUUGACUCCAGAAAUGAUCCGAGCAGAAUUCCCUAUACUGGACACCAAGAAGGAGAAAGAAGUGAAAGACCAAGCACCAUCACCAGAGAAGGCAGGAGAAAAGAUCCUCGAAGAGAUGAAGAAUCUGCGGAGCAAAGCUGUCAACACAAACCUGAUUCUAGAAUAAAAAUCACCAGUAGCCUCAAGAGUUCCUGAGCUGUCCCCGGAUGAACAGUAGGGUGCCAGUGUCAGGCCUCAGACCCUGGCCAACAUCUUAUAGCACGGGCAGAGUCAACAACAGGAUCAAAAACAGCCAUACUAAGUCUGCUUCCGACAGCAAGACAGCUGCCUGUCAUCCCAGCUGCUAAAAGGAUAGGAGUAGGUGUGGCAGUGUCACAGUACCCUGGGAAUUUGGCUACAAUCACUA
Messenger RNA from Nycticebus coucang (slow loris), 2956 nucleotides. RefSeq names its product cilia and flagella associated protein 221 (gene CFAP221). The record is from RefSeq and is a predicted model, not a curated record. Gene Ontology annotation, cellular component: cilium. The transcript has 25 exons. Gene Ontology annotation, biological process: cilium movement; cilium assembly. NCBI's taxonomy places the organism in Eukaryota, Metazoa, Chordata, Mammalia, Primates, Lorisidae. The coding region runs from base 203 to 2716 and encodes 837 amino acids.